AUGCUUUCUUAUAUGAACUCUAUUCAUAAUUUUUUAACAACCACCUCAAUUCUACUCAUAUUCCUUGCAUUUACAUUUAAUGUUUCUGUAACGGCAUUGCGACAACUUGAACCUCCAAAUCCGGAUGAUAUUACAAAAGGUUUACCAACAAGGUCAAAUGUUGAACCGGAACCUACAAAAUCAAAAUUCAAAGGAAAAUCUAUUGGUGGAAUUGAAAUUCCUAAAGAAACUCAAAUUCAUCAUAUUAAAGUGGAAAAUUCUGGUAUCUAUAAUGGAAAUGAAAUUAAAUAUUCAUGGAUUAUUCUAAGUAUUGUUUGCGCUUCCUUAAUUGGAAGAAAGGAUAAUACUGAAGAAGAAAGUUGUUCACGAAUGGAAGAUGAG
Molecule: messenger RNA, 381 nt
Organism: Scutellospora calospora
Lineage: Eukaryota; Fungi; Glomeromycota; Glomeromycetes; Diversisporales; Gigasporaceae
Source: the annotation of a GenBank genome assembly